AAUGUAUCCAUGGUCACGAAUAAAUUAAUGGCGGCCUCCAUGUAUUGAGAGAAGAAUUUGUAAACAUUACAGAAUGCCAGCUGACAAAAAAGAUAAAAAGAAUAAGGAAGAAGUGCCAGCUCCACCUACCAAGGGCGUCUACAUCUUCCCCAACGGAGACAAAUACGAUGGAGAAUACCAGCAUGGCAGUGACGGAUCACUAGAGCGGAACGGUCACGGUGUCCACACGACAACAGACGGGACGGUGUACGAGGGAGAGUGGAAGGGGGACAAGAUGAACGGAAAGGGGAAACUGACCCACCCCUCCGGGGCAGUGUACGAGGGGGACUUUGUCAAUAAUCAAUUUCAUGGUCAGGGAAAAUAUACCUGGAAAAAUCACUCAUUUUAUGAAGGACAGUUCAAUGAAAAUAAGAUGGAAGGCACAGGGCAAUUUACGGACACCGAGGGCCAAAUGUGGACGGGUACUUUCCGAUAUAAAGCCGCUCCAGGGUUACGGUUUGAACUUAAGAUGGAUUAAAAAAACAACGAAGACUAUGCUGGAGUAAUAUACAUUUAAUGACUGUAUGUUUUCAUUAUGAUCACAUGUAAAUAUUUCAUGAAUGGUUGUGACUACUUUGUAUUGCGUAUUUAUGGAUAAUAAAUAUUAUUCGUAAAAAGAA
Messenger RNA from Saccostrea cuccullata (small rock oyster), 659 nucleotides. Its product is annotated as MORN repeat-containing protein 2-like. The transcript is spliced from 4 exons. Lineage: Eukaryota; Metazoa; Mollusca; Bivalvia; Ostreida; Ostreidae. The coding region runs from base 74 to 517 and encodes 147 amino acids. The record is from RefSeq and is a predicted model, not a curated record.